Messenger RNA from Parasteatoda tepidariorum (common house spider), 4357 nucleotides. RefSeq lists its product as uncharacterized. Gene Ontology annotation, cellular component: transcription regulator complex; chromatin; PcG protein complex. Gene Ontology annotation, molecular function: RNA polymerase II cis-regulatory region sequence-specific DNA binding; DNA-binding transcription factor activity, RNA polymerase II-specific. The record is from RefSeq and is a predicted model, not a curated record. Lineage: Eukaryota; Metazoa; Arthropoda; Arachnida; Araneae; Theridiidae. Gene Ontology annotation, biological process: regulation of transcription by RNA polymerase II.
ACUGCUUCAGUAAAUACAACAUGACAAUUAACCAAUAAAGAUGAAAACGUGGUAUAAUUGACCAAUCAAAUGCCUCUAUUUAUUACAAAGUCGGUCAGCCAAGCGUCUCCUUUUAUACAAGUAGCGAGCUAUAAGCGCAACCAAGACAGAGCUUCAAAAAUGCCCGAUCAAUAAGGCUCUUCAAAUGGAAGAUAGAUUUCUUCAAAUAUUCUAUAUUACCUAUAAGUAUUUAGAAAAUUCUAUUUUGUUUACAAAUGCAUUCCAAUUUACGGAGUGUUGACACAGAAUGUGAUCAACGGACUUUCAAUCAUCGACGAGAGAAGAGGAUCAUCAAUUUAAGCUCUCAUGCUUCCUCAAUAAGCAAUCAGGGGUGUGUUAAAUGUGAACUGUGAUAAUGUUUCUGAACGACACAAAAAUAGUGCUGGCUUAAAACUCAUGUGUGUGAAUUCUGAGAUGCAAACGUGACUUCGUUAGUGAAAUACUAUACUUCAAAAAAAUUUCCCAAUCAUUUUCUCAAUGGCAUCUUCAGAAUUGCAUAUGCGGUUUUCUAAAAUGCAGUAUGAAUGCUCUCUUAAGAAAAGGAGAAGUUGAUAUUCUGUAGUAACUUACUCUACUUUUCAAAAACUGUCCCUAGAUUCUGGACAUCAGGUGUGUUGAAGUAGGUAACCAACGCUCAAAUCUGUACUUAAUUGUUAAAAAAUUCUUUGCUGAGAAACUAUAUUAAAACAUACUUUCUUACUUAUACCGAAGACGACUUUAAUAAACCCUAUUUGCGUAAAGAAAAAGCAUAAAAAAAUUGUUUUUGAUUUGCCCCUACUUGGAUUAAAUUUAUAUGCCUGCAUAUCCAUAAUCUUACGAAUGUGAAGUGAAUUACCAUCAUAGUAACAGAAACAACAUAGAAAGCGCUUUAUAAAGUUUAUUUCCAUGCAGAUCUAAUUCAAAUAUUAUCUUCUACAUACGGUAAAAAAAUCGAUAUGAGUGAUAAAAUAUUUUCUUGCUGACAGAAAAUAAAAUUCAUAUUGUGCGUGCAUAUAUCUUUUUCUUUUUAUAAAGAUUAUGUAUUUUUGGUUAAUUGAAUCGAAUACAUGAAAUUGUGCAUUAUCUGCUUUUUUUUGUGAUAAAAAAAAAACAAAAAAGUGAGAUAAAUUAGUUUAAUAGUAUCAUAGUAAUAAUUUAGUAUCUAUAUAGUAAUAAUUAAGUAUAGUAAUAAUUUAGUAUCUUGGCAAUAUAAUUUAAAUUCUCAUAUGCGUCUAUUAAUAAAUCAUGUGCCUGCUGUAAGGUGAUCAUAUUUCCAAAAUAUUCUAUUUUACUUAAGUAAAAAUUUAGUCAAAGUAAGUGACUUGAUACAGCAUGUUCUUUUUUGUAUCAUUUGUUAUUAAAGGCAUAAUUUAAAUCAGAAUAGGUGUCAUCCUGUAAGUCAACUUUAUUCUAACAAGAGUUUUUCAGGAAAAAGUCUGAGCAAAUACUAAAAUUCAUACUGGUGAAAAAUCUUAUUCUUGUAGUAAAUAAAAUAAGGGUUUUUCGCAAGUGUUCAUACUGGUGAGAAGCCUUCUUCUUGUAGUAUAUGUAACGAAAUUUUUUCACUAAAAAGUAGUCUGAUCAAACACAUUCAUGUUCAUACUGGUGAGAAACCUUAUUCUUGUACUAUAUGUAAUAAAAAGUUUUCAAGAAAAAGAAAUCUCACUAUACACAAUCGUGUUCAUACUGGUGAGAAGCCUAAUUCUUGUAGUAAAUCUACUAAGAGUUUUUCAACGAGGAAGACUCUGAAACAUCACUGUCGUCUUCAUACUGGGGAGAAACCUUAUUCUUGUAGUGUAUGUAAUAAGAGUUCUUCACACAAACGUGGUCUGACAGAACACAGUCGUGGUCAUACUAGUGAGAAACCUUAUUCUUGUAGUAUAUGUAAUAAAAAAUUUUCACUAAAUUGUAGACUGAUGAAACACAGCCUUGUUCAUACUGGGGAGAAACCUUAUUCUUGUACUAUAUGUAAUAAGAGUUUUUCAAUGAAAGGUACUCUGAAUCAACACUAUCGUGUUCAUACUGGGGAGAAACCUUAUUCUUGUAGUAUAUGUAAUAAAAGUUUUUCAUAUAAAGAUAGACUGAAAAUACACAGUCUUGUUCAUACUGGCGAGAAGCCUUAUUCUUGUAAUAUAUGUAAUAAGAGUUUUUCACAAAAACGUAGUCUGACUGAACACAGUCGUGGUCAUACUGGUGAGAAACCUUAUUCUUGUAGUAUAUGUAAUAAAAAAUUUUCACUAAAUUGUAGACUGAUGAAACACAGCCUUGUUCAUACUGGUGAGAAACCUUAUUCUUGUACUAUAUGUAAUAAAACAUUUUCACGAAAAAGAAAUCUCACUAUACACGGUCGUGUUCAUUCUGGUGCGAAGCCUUAUUCUUGUACUAUAUGUAAUAAAAGUUUUUCUCAAGAAAGUAAUCUGAAUCAACACUGCCGUGUUCAUACUGGGGAGAAACCUUAUUCUUGUAGUAUAUGUAAUAAAAGUUUUUCACAUCAAGAUAAACUGAAAAUACACAGUUUUGUUCAUACUGGUGAGAAGCCUUAUUCUUGUAAUAUAUGUAAUAAAAGUUUUUCACAAAAACAUAGGCUGACAGAACACAGUCGUGUUCAUACGGGUGAGAAACCUUAUUCUUGUAGUAUAUGUAUUAAAAAAUUUUCCCUAAAAUGUAGUCUGACGAAACACAGUCUUGUUCAUACUGGUGAGAAACCUUAUUCUUGUACUAUAUGUAAUAAAACAUUUUCGCGAAAAAGAAAUUUCACUAUACACUGUCGUGUUCAUACUGGUGUGAAGCCUUAUUCUUGUGCUAUAUGUAAUAAAAGUUUUUCUCAAGAAAGUAAUCUGAGUCAGCACUCCCGUGUUCAUACUGGUGAGAAGCCUUAUUCUUGUAGUAUAUGUAAUAAGAGUUUUUCAGAAAGAGGGAGUCUGAAUAAACACAGUCUUGUUCAUACUGGUAAGAAGCCUUAUUCUUGUAGCAUAUGUAAUAAGAGUUUUUCACAAAAAGGUGGUCUGAGAAUACACAGUCGUGUUCAUACUGGGGAGAAACCUUAUUCUUGUAGUAUAUGUAAUAAAAGUUUUUCGGAAAGAGGGACUUUGAAUAAACACAGUCUUAUUCAUACUGGUGAGAAGCCUUAUUCUUGUAGUAUAUGUAAUAAGAGUUUUUCAGAAAGAUCGACUCUGAAUAAGCACAGUCGUGUUCAUACUGGUGAGAAACCUUAUUCUUGUAGUAUAUGUAAUAAGAGAUUUUCAGAAAGAGGAACUCUGAAUAAACACAGUCUUGUUCAUACUGGUGACAAGCCUUAUUCUUGUAGUAUAUGUAAUAAGAGUUUUUCAGAAAGAGGGAAUCUGAAUAAACACAGUCUUGUUCAUACUGGUGAGAAGCCUUAUUCUUGUAGUGUAUGUAAUGAAAAUUUUUUACUAAAAUGUAGUUUGACAAAACACAGUUUUGUUCAUACUGAUGAGAAGCCAUAUCCUUAAAGUUUGUGUAAUAAAAAAUUUACUACAUUUAUUUUACUAAAGUUUAUGUUAUUAUAAAAAUUUACUAAAACUACACGCAGUAGUGUUCUUACUAAAGAGAAGUCUUAUUCUUGUAGUAUAUGUAGUAAGAGUGUUUUACAUUGAUUGACUUUGAAUAAACACUGUUGUGUGCAUACUGGUGAGAAACCUUAUUCAUGUAUUACAUAUUAUAAGAGUUUCUCACAAAAAGUAAUGUUACAGAUCACAGGCGGUGCUCAUACUGGUGAGAAGCCUUAUUCUUGUAGUGUAUGUAAUAAAAGUUUUUCAUUAAGAGGUAGUUUGACUGAACAAUGUCGUCUUCAUAGUGGUAAGAAACUUUAUUCAUGUAGUAUAUGUAAUAAGGCUUUUUCAAGAAAGAACUAUCUAACUAGUCACAGUCAUGUUCACGCUAUUUAACAGCCGUAUGCUUGUUAAAAGUUUUCUUUUUUUUCACUUAAGGUCCAUCGAAUUUAUUGUUGUUUUAUUCAUACUGGUGAAAAAUCUUAUUUAUUUAAUAUGUUUAUAAAAAAAAAAGAAUUUUUAAUUUUUCUAAAGCUAACUUUACUGGUGAGAAACCUUUUUAUUGUAGUAUAAUGAAUAAGAGUUUUUCUCAAAAAUGUCAUCUGAUUAAAUACAGUAUUGUUUAUUCUAUUGACACACCAUAUUGUGUGUAGUAAAAUAGUAUUUUUAAUAAUAGGGAUCUAAAUGUUUGCAUUCAUGUUCAUAUUGUUUUCAAUUUACCCCUUGAUUACUGGAUUAUAUUACUUUAUUUACAACCAGUUAUGUUUGAUUAAGUUAUAAAUUGUGAUUUAUUUUCUUAUCAUUAGAAUCCUGAGUUCAAGUUAAUA